CUGAGGAUUGUGAUACUGGGAGUCUGUGGAGCUGGAAAGAGUUCAAUAGCAAAUGCCAUACUGGGUCGAGAGGCAUUUAAAGAGAGCAGAACCAGAGAGAGUGAGAAACAGAAAGGGAGAAUAGAAGACAGAAACAUCUCCAUCAUCGACACUCCAGGAUUCUUCAACACUCAACUGACUGAUGAAGAGAUGAAGAAUGAAACGAUGAAGAGUCUGUACCUCUGUUAUCCUGGUCCUCACGUCUUCCUGCUCGUCAUCAACCUGGGAAACUUUGAGGAGGAGCAGAGGAACCUAGUGGAGCAAAUCCAGGAGAACUUUGGAGCUCAAGCUUUGAAGUUCACAAUGAUUCUGUUUAUUGGAAGAGAAAAAAUAACACUUAGAAAAUGGAAGCUCGUUAUGGAUAGUAGAAAGUUUCAGAACCUCAUCAAACACUGCAGAGGUAAAUAUCAUGAGAUCAACAGUAAAAGGGAGAUAAUUCAAACUCACAUCACAAAGCUUCUAGAGAAGAUUGAUGAAAUCGUCAAACAAAAUGAUGGCCAGCAUUAUGACAUUUCCAUUUACUUAAGAACUCCACUAAAGGGUAGAAAAGAAAAGAUAAAACAAGAGAAAGAAACGAAAGUCCAAGAGACAAAACAAGAGCAGAUAGAAAUAGUGCGGGAGACGAUUCACGUGCACAGUCUAAAGGAAAAGAGCACAACACAUCGUGUGACUGAAAAGAAAGAUUAUUUUGCAAAAAUAGUGACAAAAAUUGAGAUAACUGAAUUAUAUGAAGACAGAUUCUCCAGAGGUCCACACGAAAACAGGCAUGAUGAAGAGGAGGCAGUCAAAUCACAGAGAAACUCUUUUACAGAAACAAAUACAGUCCAGAACCCAGAAAAAUAUUGGGAAACAAGCGGAGCAGGAAAAUGGGACCAGAAGAAACAACAUACAGCAAGAGAACAUCAUCCAACCCAAGCAGUGUCACAGUCCAUACAGAACAGACAUAUGAAACUUGGAAAGCACACAGAUCUCAGGAUCGUGAUGGUGGGUAAAACUGGAGCUGGAAAGAGCGCCACAGGAAACACCAUCCUGGGACGAAAGGAGUUUAAAGAAGAAUUUUCUCCUGAAUCUGUGACUCAGAAAUGCCAACAACAUCAGCAGACGGUAGAAGGUCGAAACGUCUCAGUGAUCGACACUCCAGGACUGUGUGACACAUCAAUCAGUGAAGAUCAACUGAAGAAUGAAUUAGUGAAGUGUGUCUACAUGUCUGUUCCUGGUCCUCAUGUGUUUCUGCUGGUCAUGAGACUGGACGACAGAUUCACAAAGGAACAGAAACACACAAUGAAAUGGAUUCAGGAGAACUUUGGAGAAAAAGCUGCUUGUUACACAAUCGUUCUGUUCACUAGAGGAGAUCAGUUAAAAACACCUAUAGAGGAGUUUCUGACAAAAAACAAGCGGAUUAAUGAUCUAGUUAUAAAGUGUAAAGGCGGUUAUCAUGUGUUCAAUAACACAGAUGAAGAAAAUCGAUCACAGGUCACUGAACUGCUGGAGAAGAUAGAGAGAAUGGUGAAGGAGAAUGGAGGAGACCAUUACACAAAUGAGAUAUACAAGGAAGCUCAGAGGAAAAUAGAGGAAGUAGAGAAGAGGACGAGAGAGGAAGAGGAGAGACGGAAGAUAGAAGAAGAAGAAAAGAUAAGGGAUGAUGAAAGAAUGAGUUUGUUAACUAAGGCUAAAGGAGUGGCAUUAGUGGGAACAGUGUGUGUAGGAGCAGCAGUUGCUACAGGAGCACUAAGUCCAGCUUUAAUCUCAGGAGCAGUAGUUGCUGCACGAACACUAAGUCCAGCUUUAAUCUCAGGAGCAGCAGUUGCUGGAGAUGCUGUACUGGCCUCUAUUGCUAAAGGAGCCACACUAUCGGAAGCUUUAAAGGCAGGAGUCGUAGCUGCUGGAAAUGCAGCACUGGCCUCUGUUAAUAGUGGAGCAUCACUACCUGCUUCUUUCAUUGAAAGCAAGAAAUCAUGUACACAACAAAAUCCCCAGAGUUAA
Molecule: messenger RNA, 2022 nt
Organism: Rhinichthys klamathensis goyatoka
Lineage: Eukaryota; Metazoa; Chordata; Actinopteri; Cypriniformes; Leuciscidae
Exons: 2
Coding region: 190-2022 (610 amino acids)
Molecular function (GO): GTP binding
Source: RefSeq, a predicted model, not a curated record